CAUUCUCGUUGUCUUGUCCCGUUUCUAAUCAUAAACAAAAAUGGCGUCUACUUCGUGUUGUUUGGACGCGAUUCGCGAGUGUUGACGUUUUUCACGUUAAACUGUGCCGAGUGGAAAAAAAGAAAAAUAAGACGUUACACGACGACAACGAUUCGCCGCAAGUCAGCCAGGCUGUUACUAUUAUUCCUGUGAUAAUAUUGGAUCGUCCGUGUUCAAGGUAAGUGCGUAUACGUUUUUUUAUAUAAGCGUAUAUUUCAUUAUUCCGCCGUCGUUAUUGACAAUAAAACUAAUAUGCCUGUACCAAAUCUGUAAUAAAAUUUGCGGAUGAAAUCACUGCUAGGUUUUUUCUCUGUCGCGGACGAAAUUUGGUUUUGCUUACUGUUGUCGUUCAUCCGAAAUAACCGUCGUUGACGUUUUCUUGUAACUUUGGCGGUUGUAUUAAUAAUUAUUAUCGUUAAUUAACUAUUAUUAUUACCAUCGCCCCGUACCCUGUCUGUCAUAGGUACUUAGGUAACUCUGGAUUGAAUUUUCGUACUCAUGUUUGUGUGUGUGUAUGUGUAUGUGUGCGUGUGGGGACAACCGUGUUAUCAGCCAUAAUAAUACAUAGGAAAUAAAUAAUAAUAAAAUAAUGUGCCUACACUCCACUCCUAUGGUAGGUAAAGGUCAAAUUUUGUCGAUUUGACAUAUUAUUUUAAACCUUUAUAAUAUAGUAGACCUUUAAAAAUACCAGAGGUUUCUGUUCGGUCGAUUUUCGACAAUUCCAUUUUGAAAACGGUUCACCGUAAAACGACGUUUUGUAUUUUUUCGUUUUCUCUACGUUGUCCAGUGGUAGGUUAAAUUAGAUUAGGUAUAAUAAUUUUUUUUUUCCCCACUAUAAAAUGUUAAACAGUCGCCGAUCGAUAUUAAUCGCAUUAUUAUCGUGUAAGUAUCUACGGUCCGCCGAGAUAUCGAUAUUAUUUAUUGUUCUCAAAAUCGAACUAGAUUUUGUAAUUAUCCACUGUGUUUCGAUUCGUUGUUUAUUUUAUUUUUUGCCCGUUUUAAAAGUCUCGACAACGACCAUUUGCGUACGUCAUACGUCUUAUUUUAAUAUAAUUUAUACAUUUUGUUUAGAAAAAAAAAACAUCGAUUUAUGUAGGUAUGUUUUGCCUAGUUGUUAUACCAAACCUGCGAUUUCAUUGUAACACACACAUAAAUAAAUAGGUACUCGUUUAUUUAUCAGUAAUAUUUAUUGAAAUUUUUACUCGUUGUAUAUUAUAUAAAAUUAUUUGUGUAGGUAGGUAGAAACAUUUUUUCAUCUAUGCACCUUGAUAAUUUUAAUUAGUUAAAGCGAUUACAAAAAUAAAACCUUCAAAUGUAGCUUAUCUUAGUUUUAUCAUAGACUAGACAUUAACGUCAAGUGAGAUGUGAUCUAGUUUAUGAAUUGUUACUACUAUAAAUCUAUUAUUUUUCAUUUCUAAUUGUUUAAGGUCAUGCACUAUAAUAUUUACAGUUGGGAAUUAUCUGUGGUACACAUUAUUGAUUUUUGAUGUUUCCCUAAUUUUUCAUUUAUACUUGAUAUUUUCAAUUAUAUUUUGCUGCUCCGAUUUAAAUAGAUUACAUUAGUUAUCAAAAUUAAUAUGCCCAAAUAAUUUCUUUUAAGUAAAGGUAUGUGUUGAAAUAUAUUAAAUUGAUUUGAUUGGUUUUAUUCCAUAUCUAUCUAAUAUUUAAUUAUAUUAUGAUAAUUACAUUAUCAUAAAAUAUAAAUGUAUUAACUUUUUAGUUAUUAAUUUGUUUACUUAUUAAUUUAAAAACAAUUGCUUUGGUAAUAUUCAUAAUUUACCAUUAUUACCUAAUUAUUUUAUUAUAUUUUCUUUAGAAAAUGUACUAUGUACAGUACAUCUUACAUUGGUAUAUAUUAAAGUUUAUUUUAUUAUAUAAUCUAUAGUCACUGAUAAUUCACAAGGUAUUUAGGUAUGUUUUUUCUUGAAUAGGUCUAUCUACCAUUGAUGUGCAAUUAAAUAUAAAUCAGAUUAGGUAGGUACUCAAAUAUUUACUGCCUAAUUUUUGUUUUAUUUACCUAAAUUUAAAGUUAAAUUAUCUUUCAAUUUAGUACCAUUUAUAAUUUGAUAUUUGAUAUUUAUUUUUUAAUAUAAUUUAGUGCAUUUCAAAUUAACUCCAUAAUUAACUUAAGCUGUAUGUUUAAUAAAUUAAAAAUUGUGUAUUUAAAAAAAAAGAUAAUUAAAACCUCGAUUAAAACAUAAUGCACCUACCUAAUUACAAUUUGUUUUAGUUGCAAUUUAAAUUAAUAGAUAGGUAUUUAGUGUAAUGCAAACUGUGUAUAACAUUGAUUUAGUAUAAAUUAUGUACCUAUUUUGUAUGGAUGUGUAAACUUUGUGUUUAUAAACUAUUAAGUAAACUUAAACGUACAUAAAAAUUACAACUACAAAUUACAUCGAACUUAUAUUUAUAAUACUGUGAGCUCAUCAAUCUUUUGAUAUUCUUAAAAAAGUAUUUUUAUUUUUGUAAUGUGAGCUAAAUCAAUUUAUAAAAAAAAAAAAGAGUAAUAAUUCUAGGAACUCAUGAUAUUGAACCUGGAUACUUGAACAAUAAUAUUAUCAUCUUAACCCAAUGCGGUUCACUGUUAUUAUUAAAUACGAUUGAAAUCUAUGAUAAUUCCAAAUAAAAAAUAAUAUUAAUUAAUUCAACUUGGUUUUACAUGUAAGUGUUCAUAGGAUAUAAUGUAUAAUAACUAAAAAAAUAUAUAUUGAAAAAAAAAAUGAAAUUGUAUCAAUUUACCUAUUAUAAUAAUGGGAAGGAAAUGCAAAUAAAAAAAUAGAUUCCGCCCUCUGCUCAGAAUCUAAAAAGAUAAACAUUCAAGUCCUGUAUAUUCAAUCAAAUAAUUACAUAACUUUUCCUUAUUGUUUUUCCCAGAACAAUAUUAUUAUAUUAUAACUAUAGGUGAUUCAUUUAUACAUAAACUAGCUAUUUUCUCAUGCAUUUUCAAUGAAUUUGAUAUUUUUCUUAAACAUUAUAGGAUAGUUUAGGAUUAAUUUUCAAUUUUAACCUCCACUCCUUACAUGUUAAAUAUGUAUACACUUUUAAUUUUAAAACAGAAUCCUCCUCCAGAUUCAAAUAGAAAAUUGUUUAACAAAUUUGAAUAUACGUAAGUCUAUUAUCGAUUUUAGAACAGAUGAGUAGGAAAAGGCUAUAAAAUGGUAUGGUAAUGGUAUUAUUCAAAUGUGUUUGAAGAGAUGUAAGGUACUUUUUGAUUUUUUUUAUUGUUUAUUACAGCGAUAGUAGCAUGAUUUUAUUUUGUCUGUGUUUACUUGCGUAUAAAAUAACUGAUUAUGCAAUAAUAUAUUACCUACUUAUUAAAACUAUUAUAGGUAUAUUGCAUGCUUUUAAAAGGUUUUUAACUUAAAUCUAUAUUUUGUAUAUCUGAAUCUUUUUUUGUAAUGUUACUUUAUUUUACUAUAAUUGUUAAUUAAUAUAUCUAUUGUUUAAAUCAAAUAAAACAAUUUAAAUUUAAAAAAACCGAAUAAUACUGCCUAUUUUUUUUUUCAAAUGUGAAUGUACCUGUGUUUAUUUUACAAUUAUAUUCGCUCCUAAAUAUUUGUAUGAAAAUAAAUUUAAUUCAUUAAUUCAUAAUACAGUGGAAUAUUUUGUAUUCUAAACGCAAUGAAGACUUGUUUUUAUUAAGAUGUUUUCUUUUUCUUUUUUUUCUAUCUGAAAACAACUUUUUAUCCAGAUAUCCACUGAUCAUCGAUUUUUAGGAAUUGUUUAAUGCUAAUAAAUUUUAUCCAUUUGAAGUAUUGAGAAGGUCAUUUUUUGAUUUUCGUUGUAGUUUUUUUAUUUAUUAAUAAUUGGAGAAAAAAAACUAAAAUAUACUCAUUAAUGGUUUCUGUUAUUUUUCAUUUUGUUCAUUUGUUGCAAUUCAGUUGAAUAUAAUCGUAGUAGUUUUUUUAGCUUUUGAAAUUUUUGGAUUUUUGUUCAGUUGUAUGUGGCCAAAAUUAUUUUCAUCUGUCCAUAAUGUGUAAAAUUAUACACAAUCAAUUAACAACAGAUAUAUAGAUUGUCCAUCAUAAUUUUUAUUUAGUUGUAAAAAAAGAAGUUGAGCGUAAUGUAUUGAAUUUUUUUAUAAGGGUUUUUUAGUUAAAAUUUUAAAAAUUUACCAUAAUGUAUUUUCUGUGCACUUAUAAUAUUAGUUUUAUAAACGAUUAAUUUUAUUAGUUAAACAAUAGGUAUUUUAUAAAUUAAACUAUUAAAAAAAAAAAAAAAAAAAAUGUUCGUACUACGAUAUUGUUAAAUAACAUAAUAAGUAUACUAUUAAUAUAUGUGAAUGGUUUUGCGGACCGAACGAUCCCCGUUUUACUCGCGGAAAGCAAUUUUAGAAAUAAUAGAUAUUAUAUUAAAACGACAUGUAAAUGAAAAUCGCUGUGUAGGUCUUCAUGAAUAAUUAUAUGCACUGAACCAUAAACAUUCAUUUCCUAUUGACGUUUGUUAUUUCUACUUCGAUUCGUACCUUCGUAACUUCCUUAUUUCUUUUUUUACAUUUUUUAUUUGUUAUUAUUAUUUAUAGAUGAAAAAAAUAAACGAAACAAAAUAAAGUAAGUUAAAAUCGUCUCAUCAAAAAAAAAAAAAAAAAAUUAUAAUAAAGUAAAAUGUUGAUGAAUCAAUGUUUUUUUUUUUUUUUCUAUAUUUAUUGUGUAUAUUUAAAAUAAUUUUAAAUUUUAUACUACCCGUCUAAUUUUGGUUCUCGUUAGAAUAUUAUUUAAGAACAUCCAAAAGAGGAAAUUCAGUAAUAAUUUAACAGUAUUCUGUCAGUAUCCCGAGUAUAGGCACAUAAAUAUAUAUGACGUUAGGUUCGUAUACUUUAAUUACACCCGGAAACAUUUUAUUUUGAAUACCUUACAUUCUCUUCGACAUUAUAUUCCAUCCCGUCUUAUAAUGUAAAAAAAAAAUAAAAAUAUUUUGACAUUUAUUAUAUUAUCACGGAUGUUUGUGUUAAAAAAAAAUCUCAGUGUACAAUGUAACCACCUGCAAAUCCGUCUAUCAAAUAAUAUGUCACGGUUAUCUGUUUGCCCUAAAUAAUAAAUCUAUUUCCGUCGUAAAUAUUUCAAUUGUUAAUGUGGGUACAGAAAAAUUACCGAAUUACAAUUAUAAUUGUGUGUUGAUCACAAUACUAUUGCGCAAAAAGAACGUAGAAAUCGUAGUACAAUAGUUAUUAUUGUGUAAACGAUAUGUUUAAUUUGUUUCAAUUUUAAAAUAAUAUUAUACACAUUUUUAUUUUGGAUAAAAUACAAGUGAAGGUAUUUUAAUUUAGGGCAUUAACAAAUCACAACAACAACCCUUAAGUGACGCACUUUUAGAAUUAUUAUACUGGGUACCUUAGCCACUGUUUUUUAAAAAAAACAAUCUAAACCCGAUCGAAUAAAUUAGUAACAUUAUUAUUAUUUUUGUUGGUCGCUGAAAGCGUGUUCGCGUACAGUUUAAAAAGUCAUCAUUGUUAUACAAAUGUGAUAUUUCAAAUGUUUUAUUCGUAUUAUUAUUUGACAGGAUUUAAUUAUUUCAAUAUUUGUUGUGAAUUAUUUAUUAUUUCAGUUUUUGCUAAAUUCAUUUUUAAUGCUCGGGAUAAUUUUACAUUGUCGUCCCAGACUCCCAGCAGUAGUUUUACAAGCCCUAAAACUAAAUGAUUUCUGAUGUGACUUCAAGUGUUUUUAUUAGUAUUCCGUGUUAUAAAAUCUACAGUGCUAAUAUUAUUAUAUUGAUUUAUAAAAAUAAUAUUGUUUUCUUUAUCUAUUGCCUCACUCGUAAGAUUGUGAAAAUUAUUAUACAAAGUACCUACAGAUAAUAAUUGAUCUAACUAGUAAGUUCUGUUAUUUGUUGAAAAAUUAUCUUUGAUAAUAAAAAUUUCCGUAAUAGUUUUUGAUGGGGAAAUAUAAUAAACGGGAAUAUUAUUAUAUUUACGUAUCUGUGAAAAUAAAUGGUACCUAAUUAUUUUUAGUUUAUUGCUGAAAUUCCUUAUCGUGAAUUAUAAUAACAUCACAUUUUGUAUAGAAUUGAUAAUGGAAGAUUAGAUUUUGAAUCUCGUUUUGAUAUCGUGAAAACAUUAAUAUUCGGACAAUCAUGACAAUCAUUUAUUAGCACAGACUAAUUUUUAGAUAACGUACGGUUUUUUUUAUUUUCAUUAAAUGUACCUAUAUUAUGUUGAUAUUAUCUGAACGCUUCAUGGAAUUUAAUUGUUAACAAAUGACUAGACUAUUUUUUUUUCUGUUUCUCUACAAAUCAUUCAGCGUAUCUAUUUCAGUUGUUAUUUAUUUGUAUUAUGUAUUCCAAACUUUCGAAUUAAGUAUCGCGAUAAAAAUGUUUAAUGUAUCGGUUUGCGUGUUUUUUUCUCAUCAUAACUAGAUCACCGUUAUUGCUCUCCGACAUUUCGUCGGUCAGUUUCCCUCGAGGGGACCAGCUGCGCCCCACCGUCCGAUCGCGUUAUUCACGUUUGUACGUGUAAUUCACACUUUUCGGAUUGGGUGACGGACGACGUCGCCGUGCUGAAUAUGUAGUAAUAAUAAUGGCACUCUGAUUGCAAAACGUAUUUUUCGCAGUCGUUUUUAAACAGACCGAUGGAGAGAGAAGGGAAUAUUGUAUUAUUAUUGUAGAAGGAGUAGAGAAAAAAAAAAAAAACCUAUUGACAAAAAUUACGCAGUUAACGUCGGCGUCCAGGCCAGGCCCUGAGAACGUUGGCGGCGGCGGUGGUGGCGGUGGUUUUAGUAACCUUGGUCGGCCCCGAAGCGUAUUUGUCGUUUUGUGUCCGCCGCUGCAGUGUGCGGCUGGUUGGUCGGAUGCUGCGGCACCCGCGUCGUAUUUUACAAGAUACGUUUUCGCCGUACAGUGUGACCAAUUGUCGGCAUACCACACGGCGGCGGCGCACACAACAGCGUUUAUAAUGUAUUUUUUUUAUUUUUCACGAUCCAUUGGCCGGGCUCGAAAACAUCGCUCCCCUCCUAUCGUGACCCCUUCGGCCGAACAGCAGACUUCUAGCGGUAGCAGCACCAGCUGCCGUUCGCCGCUCGCUGCUGGCCCGUCUUGCGUGCGUUUAUUUUUAUAUUAUUAUAAAUGUAUGUACACUACACCGGCUGCUGCCGCCACCACCGCCGCCGCCGCCGCCGCUCACACUAGUUUAGAUUUUGAAAUCGAUAAUGUUUCGAUACCUAUUUUAUUACGCCGUACGUACACAAUGAUAUCCCCUAAAUAAAAACGGCUCGUCGAGAAAAGGUCACAACGCGCGGCCCCGUUGCUUGCAGAUUAUCGGCCCUAAAAAUGUAGCGAUUCCCGACGACGACUUUCACGCGUCGUUCGCAGCGGUCAAAUGUCAACGACCCCGUGUCGACGCCGCGAACGAUUUUCUGUAUUACUUUUUUUUUUUUUCGUCCGUUUCGGAUUGUUAUUUUCUGCCUCUCCUUACAGCAACGAAACUAUUAUAACAAUAUAUUAUACUAAACUUACCUAUAUAUAUAAUACGGUAUGAUCGAAUCGCGCGGGUAUCGCACGAGUGGGGCCUACACUUCUACUACUACUACUACUACUACUACUACUACUACUACUACUACUACAACUACUACUAUUACUAUUACUAUUACUACGAGACCAUUAUAAUAAUAUUGUUACGCUUCCCGGGGGGUAGGGGAAGCGCAUUGACUGACGGCGCGACGAUUUCUAUCGGUCAUUAUCUUUUAAGAUGUCCCGAGAGCGGCGUGAAAAAAAUAAACAUGAACCGUGUAUAGGUAUCUUAACUGUAACGGCCGUAGCGGCGGUGGCGUUUUUUUUGUUGGAGGGGAAAGUCCCGUUGUUCGCGCAAACCAACAGCGGCGGUGCUUUGUGUGUGUCGGUUGAAUGUAUAAUAUUGUUGUUGAAGAACUAAAAAAGCAUAGCGAAACUCCUGGGGGGGAAGAAAAAUUACACGUAUAAUAAUGUCCGAUAAAUAUGGUGCGUUCGAAUCGCGCGCCAUAAUUAUUGUAUUCGUUGGCAACAGUGUGACCGUAUUCGGCGGUGGCGUAGAUUUUUUUUUUUUUUUGUUUUUUACAUUCCGCCAUCGACCAUCGUGCGUAUAAUGUGCGACUACUACGACGUGCGCGUAGGUACUUUCUAAUAUUCCGCGCGGUACUUCUUUCGAUAAGGGGGCCACGACGGACUAAACAAUAAUACUAAUAAUUUAGGUACGAAAUAAUGCUACGCCAACCCCACUCCCUUUUCGUAUUAUUAUGAAUUUUUCGUCGUACGAUUUUCUUUUCGUAAACGGCACGUAAAUAAUAAUAAUAACCAUAAUAAUUAUUGUUAAAAUUAUAGUACGGCGAAUGGCGAAAAUAUAAUAACACCUUGGUGUGAGGGGGGGAGGAGUACGUUAUCGAGCUAUACUGACGCCUCCGCCGCCCGUUGUGUUUACUAUAACAUUGGUAUUACUACUACUGUCUACUACUAUUACUAUUAUUUUUAUUACAACUACUACUACUACUACUACUACUACUACUAUUAUUAUUAUUAUUAUUCAUAAUAAUAUUAAACACGGCAUUUAUACCGGGUGUGUGUGUGUGUGUGUGUGUUUUCUCGCGCGCGUUGUGUGUCUCGGAUCAAUUUUUAUUGUCGCGCGGCGGCGGUGAGACGGCGGCGGCGGUGAGACGGCGGCGGCGGCCGAGGGAGAGAAGAUUGGCCGAACGGAAUAGGUGAACCGGAUCGGCGGCGAUUGGCCGACACUAGAACGAUGCCCUCUCGCGCACCGCACGGUCGUGCCACUGUUUUUAUUUCGGCGUCGUCGUUCGCGUUUUCCUUCGCCCGUCGUUGCGUUCUCGUUAUUCGUCGUCCCGUACCAAAACACGAACGCUGUUGUUUUCUUCACCACCCCACGACGACCAACGAUAAUUUAAUAACACCUAUAACAUUAGGUGUAUAGUCAAUAUUUUAUGUUACUAUAAUAUAAUAACAAAUAUAACUUACCUAAAUUUUUAGAAAUUUGUUUUGUUGUUGUUGUUGUUUUAAUUGUACACAAUUUAUUAAAUUAUAUAUAUAUACACACACACACACAUAUAUAUAUUUAUAUAUUAUACGCGUAUAAUUCUAAGUAAUAAUAAUAGUGAUACACACAUCAUUGUGUUAAAAAAUUGUUUAGUGUUUUAAGUGAAAUAGCUAAAAUAUCGGUCUGUGUUACUAGUGUGUAAGAGUCGAUUUUAUUGUUUUACAAUUAUGUGGAAUGUACUCGGAUAAUCUUAUAAUCAUUAUAAGGUAAAUCAAUUUUUAUAUUACUUUUACUUAUUUUUGAGACAAGUUUUUUUUUUCACCUUUUUACAACUGCCAAUAAUAAUUUUUUCACCGCGGCCGAAUAAGUAUCUACUUUAUUUUCGAAACAAAUUUGAAAUUGUUAUGUAUUACUAACGUUUCAAUUUGUGUAUUAUUAGGUUAGGUAUUUAGAAUUGUUUCCUGAUUAAAUCAGAUUUGAUCAUUGGUUCAACAUAAUCUAACCCUCUGUGUUUUAUUGUAUUUGUCCCAUUUAUUAAUGGGCACAUUUUUCUAUGAACUUGGUACUUAGUUUCGCUAUUUUUACUGUCUUUGAGACAUUUUUCAAACCACUAGUGUAUACAUAUAAACAAUAGUUUGUCUUUAUAUUAAUAAAACGUUUCAUUGAAAAUAAAUAAUUUGAAUAAUUAUGUAAAAAAAAUAUUAAAAAUGUUAUUGAAAGACCCCCAUGGAUUGAUUUUUGUAAAUGACAUUUCGCAGUGAUGACGUAUUUGCAGUAUUGCACAUUUCCCCCAAAAAAAUGCCGUUAAGUUGGUAUCACUGCGCGCAAUUCUGAUAUUUGAUAAUAACAUGCGAUGCAGACAUUGAGAUGUUUGCAUUUUCACAACAAAUGAUCGAAGUAGUAUUUUAUUUCUGUAGUCUUAUAAUAUUACGCUGUUUGCGUUUAGCGUAUUCAAUUGAUCAUAAAUGUAAAUUUAUCGGAUGCUUGCCGAGUUCUCCAAACUAACAGUGGGUAUUGACUAUUGUUUGUAUUUAACAGUGGACCAUGAUGAAAACUAAUUUGAUGAAUUUAAAAAUUGAAUUAUUUUUAACCCACUCAGUGUGAUGUUUGAUUACCAAAUUGAAAUGUGUAUAUACAUAAUAAUUAAUAAUUAAUUCAAUGAUUUGUUAUUUUGAUAGUUAAAUAUUUUACAACUGAAAUGUAUAAAUUUGUUGUUUAUGUGUAAUUUAAUAACACUAUUUUAUUUUGUUAAUCAUAUUAGGAUGUUGGCUUAGUUUAUUUUAUACCUAUUUUGGUCAUAUUUUAGGUGAUCAUUUCAUAAUAAUGAGAGUUUUAAUUAGUUGAUUAAAAAAUAAUCUUAUGAAGUUUAUAUAUUAUGUAUGUUUGUUGAACAUUUUAUUAUUGUGUUGUAGGUUAUCAAUAUUUUGAGUUAUUUUUAAUAUUUUUUUUUUUUACUUUACUGUAUUAAUAUUUUCUUUAAUUCUAGUAGGUUUUUUAUAUUCAAUUUAAAACAAACAUAAAGUGGUUUAUCCAUUUUUGUGGUUUAUACAUUUUCUAUGGUUUUUGAAUUUAUUUGUUAUUCUUAUCAUUAUUAUAGUUUUAUUUAAUGAUAAGACAUUUAUUUUAUGAUGAAAGUUAAUAGGGUUUUGAAUAUUUUACUAUUUUUACUAGAAAAUCUAUAUGCUUAUUUAUGUAGAUAAGUAUUAUUUUCUAAGUUAUUAUUUUAUUUGUCUAUUGUCUUUUAUUUUCCAUCUAAUUAUGCACUCUUUUUACCAUAUUACUUAUGUAAAUUAUAUAUUAAUAUAUAUAAUAGUAUAUAAAUUAUACUAUUAAGUGUCUAUUUUUAGGGGGGCGACUGUCCUAAUACUGCUUUUCUUUCCAAACUUUUAAUUAUCAAAUAUGCUUUUUAUAAUAUUGAAUUACAGAUUGAAAAAUAUAUUUUUGUUAGCAUUUUGAAGUAACUAUAGAUAUUUUAAUAUUAAUGAUGAAAAACGUUACUAAUAAUUUAUUAUGAUCAUGUUUUUAAACUCUCUCACUGAAUGUUUAUUAUUUUUAAUACCUAAUUUAAAAUACAAGAUUUUAUUUUAAAUAUUUGACUAUAUAAUCUUAUACAGUAAGUUGAAAUUUAAUUUUUUUCGACUUAUCAAGGUUUUACGAAAAAAAAAAAUUUGAUUUCAAGUUUUUAAAAUAUAGAUACCUAUUAGAGUUAAAUAAUUAUUAAUAUUAUUUAGUAUCAAAUGAAAAAUAAAAUAAAAAAUACAAUAAACCAAUGAAAAAUAUGAUAAUAAACACAAUAGAUGCAAUUAGGACAAAUUAUAAAAAUUAUCCAUCAUUAUCAAUCUAUAUUUGGAACACAGAAUGUUAAAUAUAGUUUUUCUUUUGAGCAAGGGAUAAAUGCAUUUAUUUUGACUUAUAAGUUUUUCAACUUAUCGAGUUGCCACUGUAUAAAUAUCAGUGUAUUUUACAAAACAUGAUUAAGUUACUGUUUAGAAAAAUGUAUUUUUAUAAUGAUGAGAAAUAUAUUUGUGAUUAAUUAUGAUCAUAUUUUUGAAUUCUCACCGAAUAUUCAAUUAUUUAAAAAUUUUAAAUCAUACAAUUUCAUAUUAAAUAUUUUACUACAAAAUCUGUAAUAUAUCUAUAUUUAUGUCUCUAAUACAAUAUUACCUUAGUGAAUUUAAUCACUAUUAAGUUAUUAUUUAGAAAGAUCAAUAGAUAUGUAAUAAUGAUGAGAAAUAUAUUUAAUGAUUAAUUAUGAUCAUAUUUUUGAACUCUCUCACUGAAUAUUAAAUUAUUUAAAUAGUUUAAAUUGUCUAUACAAUUUUAUGUUAAAUAUUUUACUACAAAAUCUAUGUACCUAUAUUAUAAUUUGUCAUUAAAUUACUUAAAUUGAUUUACACAUGAAUACUGUUGCGUUUGGAAGAAUCCAUACUAUAAUGUAACUAACUCUCUCACUGAAUAUUAAAUUAUUUAAAAAGUUUAAAUUACACAAUUUCAUAUUAAAUAUUUUACUACAAAAUCUGUAAUAUAUCUAUAUUUAUGUUUACAAUACAAUAUUACCUUAAUCAAUUUGAUCACUAUUAAGUUAUUAUUUAGAAAGAUCAAUAGAUAUGUAAUAAUGAUGAGAAAUAUAUUUAAUGAUUAAUUAUGAUCAUAUUUUUGAACUCUCUCACUGAAUAUUAAAUUAUUUAAAUAGUUUAAAUUGUCUAUACAAUUUCAUGUUAAAUAUUUUACUACAAAAUCUGUAUUAUAUCUACAUCAUUUAUGUCUCUAAAAUAAUAUUAUCUUAGUAGAUUUAAACACUAAUAAGUCACUAUUAAUAGUUAUGUAAUAAUGAUGAGAAAUAUAUUUAAUGAUUAAUUAUGAUCAUAUUUUUGAACUCUCUCACUGAAUGUACUUGGUUAAUUUUUAAGAAUCAAUUAUAAAUAUAUUAUUUUUAAAAACAAUAUAUAUAAUGACCAAAAAUAUGGUUUUCAUCAUGAAUUAUGAUAAAUAAUAAUUUUUAUUUAAUAUUGUAGGUAUUAAAAUAAAGUUUAUUAUACUUAUGUUACCUAAUAAAUUAAUAAAGUUUAAAUUUAAGUAUAUAAUUAACAUUAAAAAAAAAAAAAACAAUCUUAUUUAUAUCCCAAAUUACAUUUGUUUCUUUUUUAUUGUGUUCAUAAAUAAUUCACCAAUAACAAUUCAAUUAUCAACUAUGAUUUGUCAGGCUAUAAUAUCGUAAAAAUAAAAUUAACAAUUUGCUCUUGUCUGUAACAUUUUAGUGUGUUGUUAACCAAUGUGUUUGAACAGAUGUAUUUUUUCAAAUAUAUUAAAUCGUUCUCUAGUAUGAUAUAGUAAACACCUGUGGUAGUUGUGAACUGAAAUACUAUACUUAUCCAAUAGCCUAUUUGUUAUUAUUAUUAUUUUUUUAUAUUCCAGACUUGGUAUAUGCAUCAAUUUGCCAAAGAAUAAACGGUCAUAAGCCUAAUGGUCAUAAUAUGUGUAUCUAAUACAAAUGGUUCAAACGCUGUACAAAAAGAGGUUUGUUAAUAUUUAAAUUAUAUUUAUCUACUUGUUUAUUAGUUAUAUUAUAUUUUAUAAUACUGUAGAAAAAAAUUAUUUCUAUAAUUUUAUAAAUAUUUUACACUUGUUUGUAGGAUCUAACCCUAACCUAACUUUUGGUAUACUUAAGUGGGUUACCAUUUAUCUAGCUUAAUAUUUCAGCUUAAUUAUUACUAUCAGAAAAAACUUAGACCUAUCAUGUACUUAUAAUACAUUUUCAUAAUUGAAAAUAAUAUCAUUAAAAAUGUCUUAGUAGGAUAUAGGAUACUACUAUUUAGUUGAUUAGUUUGAUUAUAUUUUAUUAACUUGUUUCACAGUUUUUUUGUAAACCACGCUUAGGUAAACUUCGAUCAGUUAUUGAAUAAUUAACAAUUAUUAUAACUAUAGUAGAAUAAUUUCUAUUUAAACUUUUUUCAUAACAUUAAUAAUAAUUAAAUAUAUUUAUUUAUUUAUAAAUAAUGCAAAUGUCAAUUUUAUUAACAUAAAAGUUAUGAAAUGAUUUUUGGUUUUAGGAGGAAAUAAAGAUAAACAAAAACAAGAACUUGAUGGUAAGUUGAUGUAGUAUUUAUAAUAAAAUAUUUGUUCAUCAAUGUAUAUUAGGUAUCUAAUAUUAUUCCUAUAUUUAUAUGUAAUAUACAGGAUUUUAAGAAUUUCACGUAACAGUCAAAUUUUCCCGAAAUAAUAUUUUUUUUUAAAAAAUGACAUGUAAAACUGUUUUAGAAUCUUAUAUUUUUGAGUAUUCAUUGUAGUGUUUACACAUCGGUGGUCAUAUUAUGGAAAAUUUGAACACAAAAAGUGACGAAGCUCGUUUAUUUUGAUGCGCGAGUUGUAUUCUUUCAGUGAAUAUCGUACCUAAUUUUGAUUUUCAAAUAGUAACAUGUUGACGUUAAUUAAAAAUUUCAAAACUAACAUUUAUUUAAACUAAAACUUCAUCUAUUUAUGGAAUUUGUAAUAUAGGUUUCUAUUUGAAAAUCAAACGUGGCUAGUCGGUUUUCAACUGAAAAACUAGGGUAAACAUAAUAAGAAGAAUAUAAAAUUUUAUAUAUGAAUCUAAAAAGUUUUUGUUUACAUAAUUUUUUGAUAAAAAGGUAUUUCAUUGAAAAUUUAUUGUAUCAUGACAUUCUGAAAAUCCUUAAUACCAAAGCAAGAUAUGUGUGUUUUGCUCAAAAUUCCACGAAGUACAUCAAUUGGCAGUGAACAUAUUGAUAUGGCUGAUGUAUAGUUGUAUAAGUUUUUUUUAUACAAAUAUGGAUAUUGAUAUUAAUAUAUAUUGUAUUAUGAUAUAUAGUUAUAUUUAUUUUUAGGAUGAUAUUGUGUGUGCCACAAAAGUUACCUUUCCACCCAAUUCAAAUUGUGGUGAAGCUUUGUCUUUAAGUACAGGUAAUAAAUUAAUAAUUUAACCAAACAUACAAAUACAGGUACGAAAAGUUUUUUCUUUUUUUUUUUCUUAGAAUGUUAUAAUGUCAAUGAUAAGGCUGAACACUCUGCUAUAACAGCGAGAAAUAAGAUUACCGGGGUGGUAGUUGGAGGAGGAGCUGGCUCCCUCUGCCAUACCCGACAAUCACCAUUGUUUGUAUUGCAUUUGCCCACCACCCCCCUAAAUUGGUCUGUGAUAUCCAGCUCAACAUUUAGAUUUACUAGAGAUCCUCCGUCCCAUCAACAAACACAGGUAAAUCAUUUUUAUUUGAAUACUUUUACCUAAAUGUAAGAUUAAUUUAUUUAUUUACUUUUUUUUAAAUAUUUUUGUCUUAGCUUUAUAUAACAUCGUUUUUUAUUGCAUUAUGUUAAAAAUACUAUUAAUAAUAUUUUUAUACUCGUUUUAAUUUCUUUUAGGAUUUGUAUGGUACGAUGGUAACUGCCAGUGACGUUGAUAGUUCUUCAAGGGGGGGAACUGGAAGACGAAACUUACUGGCUUGCUACUCUGGUGCUCACAUAAAAGAUGUUACUACUACUAUUAGUUUUAGGGUUAAGUCUAAUUGUUCAACAAGUGAUAAUGACAGUGAUGAUCAAAGCGCAAUGUACAAAACCAUUCCAUUUAACAAACUUUAUGUUGAUCCAAUCGCACAGUACAAACGAAAUUGGGGUAUUUCCACUUUGUGUCGUUUGUUAGGAGGUGGUGAAACAACUUUGGCUUCUGGUAACGGUACAGCUACAGCCGGUUGGGGAAAUCCCGGCACUACACCAGUACCCGCAUCUGUCACUGGUACUUCAAACUGGAAUACUAAUCAACUUGUUGAUGGCCAAUCUCCACCAAAUACUGUCUCUAAUGGCCCUUGGCAACAAAGUCCACAGUCCUCAAGUACCAGCUCAAAUAAUACUAGUCAAACAUCUAAUAUAGGUAUGUAUUGAUAUAUUUUUUUUUUUAAGAUAAUUAUUUAAUAUUUAGUAUAUUAAUAUAUUUAUUAUUUAUUAGGUAAUAAAGGACAAAAUUCAAAUUCAGGAUCAUCAAGCGGCAAUAAUACUAUAUCUACAUCACAAACAACUAACAAUCAACAAAACACUACUUCGUGGGCUCAAGCAGCCGGAAAAAAUCUACCAGCCUCUUCGGGACCUCAAGUUUCUGGUAACUCAUCAUUAACAACUACAACAGCUAGCACUACUUCGGGUACAAUUUCAAAUCCUCAAUCGAGUAAUUCACCUCCAACAAAUGGUGGGAAUGGAGUUGUUAACUCAUCAACUAAACAACAAUUGGAACAAAUUAAUACAAUGCGAGAAGCUUUAUAUUCUCAAGAUGGAUGGGGUGGCCAGCAUGUUAAUCAAGACAGUCAGUGGGAGGUUCCACAUAGUCCAGAACCUAAUACCAAGGAUGGGCCUUUAACUGGAUUAACCGGCGGUCCUGGAUGGAGUAAGGUUAAUAAUGGUACAGAUUUGUGGGAAGCUACUUUACGAAAUGGUGGUCAACCUCCAUUACAAGUAAUUUCUUUUUUAUAAUUUUUGUUCCAAAGAUAAAUUAAAUAAAUUGUGUUUAAUUUUCUAUAGAUACCAGUACCAAAUACUUCAAAAACUCCUUGGGGGCAUACUCCAGCUUCCAAUAUUGGUGGUACAUGGGGUGAAGACGAUGAUGUUGGUAGUGUACCUAGAGUGGAAGAAAAUAAUAGUAACUGGGGUAUAAAUCCAACUAAUACUAUGAGCAAUCAGUGGGGUCAGGGACAGCCUCCUCCACCAGGGCCUGGUGGCCCAAUGUGGGGUGGACCACCCAAGAAAGAUAUUGGACCUGACAAUCAAUCCUGGAAUUCUGGCAACACUGCAUGGAAUGAUCUCAAUCGCCCACCAGGGUCAAUUGACCAGGGUCCCCAUCGUCGGGAUAUUUUGCCAAAUGGAAUUGACCAUAGGUAUUUUUUUUAUACAAAUAUUGUUGUACACUUAAUUUUAUAAUUUUGUUUGAUGUUUAAUGAAGUAGAGGAAUUGGUAGUGAUGCGAUUGGUCGUGGUGGUAUAAGUGGUCGCUUGAAUGGAACUUUAACUGGUGGAGGUGCUGGUAUGGAACCUAUGUGGGGUGGACCACCACCACAUCACAUGCAACAUCAUGUACAACCACCUUCAGUUGGACCUCCACCUUCAGUCAUAGCUACACCGGGGUCAAAACUUGGACAAGGGCCUGUACCAGGUAAUUAUAUUAUUUUUAAAAGAUCCUUGGGAUCUAAAUGGUUAAAGAAUUAAGUUUUAAAUUUUAAAUAUAUAAUGAAAUCAAAUUUUUAAAUAGUUAAAACAUAAAAAAAUAUGUUUUGGUUUUUAUUAGUAUUUAUUUUUAAUUCUGGUUUCUUAUCAAUAGAUUUAUUGUGUUGCUCAUUGCAAAACUCAUAUCGUCAUUCAAACAAUUUUUUUAGUCUAUAUUGUUAAUAGUAAAAGAAAUUGAAAGCUUUGCUCACAUAAUAUGUAGUUGAAAAAAUUUGAUUACAAAUAAUUUCUUAGAAUUGAAAAUUGGUUAAAAUAUUUUUUUAAUGAGACUUCAGAUACCUUAAAAAUGGUUUAUAAAAUACUAGUUGGCAACAACUGCAUUAGAGGAUAUCUAAAACUCACAAUAUUUAAAAAAAAACUACCUUAUUGUAACUUUUUUAUACCUGCCAAUAUUCAGAAAAAAAAAAGCCAUUAGAUGCACCCAAAAAUAUUCUUUUUAAAUAUUGUCAUCUGUGUUAAAUUCUAUAAUUUCAAUCGAAACUCUAUAUUUUAAAUUCUAAGUAGUGUAUUUUCACGUGUUAGUUAGACUGGCACAGUAAGUGCGAGUAUGAUAAGGUUAGGUUAGUUUUUGUCUUUAAUCUAAAAAUGGUGGUGAGAGUUCAUUGUUAAAGAAAUUAUACUAUUUCAUAAAGUUUGUUGAAUAAAGAUAACAUAAAACUAUAGAUUUAUUGUUUAAUUUAUUUGACUUCACUUUGAUUAAAAAUUAGUAUUUAUUUUACAUUUUUUUGUGCUGUGUUAUAAUACUUGUUAAACUAAAUGAAAUUGAUUUAAUGUUGCCAAUAUUCGGUUUAAAGUUUUUGGCAAUUUAGGUAUCUCCAAAUAAUAAUAAUAAAUCUUCAAGCCUUAUUUAUUUUAGAUUUUAUGAUGUAAUUAGAUAAAACGGUUAUACCAUUAAUGAUUAUAUAAGUAAAACUUCGACUCUGAGCCAAAAUUUGGUCCUGAAACAUUCUUAUAUAAUUUAUUGAAUUAUAUUUUGUUUUAAAGUACUGAAGUAUAUUUAUAGUUAUUUGGCAGUGGUGUGAAAAUUAAAAAUUUUAGUGUGAAAUUUAGUAUUAAUUUAUUUUUACUUUAUAUAUAUGUAUAAAAUAUAAUAUACCAUAGUAUUUUUAUUUUUUUUAUCAUACUGAUUUCAUUAACCAAAAACAAUAGUUUUUUUUUUUUUUUUUUUUCUAUAGUAUCAUAAUUUUUAAUUUUAAAACCUGUAAUAUAAAUAUUUAAAGAAUAUGUUUAUUGUUUGUGUUUUAAAUAAUGUAUGUAGUAGAAUACUAUUAACUUCAUGAUUUUAUUUUUAUUUGUAUAAGUUAAUAAAUUUUAAAAAUAUGUACCGAAAGAAAAUCAAACCACAAAGAAAGAAUAUAGUUUAUAUUUAUUAUUUCUAAAAGCUUAAUUAUCUACUUUAAACUCAAUUCUUAUGAUAUUUUAUUAAAAUAUUUCUUUAAAGUGGUUUUAAAUUUAUCAUUUAUAAAUUAAAGCAUAAAGUUCUUUCUGCUGUUUUCAGUAAUUAAUCAGUGGUCGGGUCCACCACCACCCAAAGAUAUAAAUGCUAUGAAUAACAACAACAAAGGCAAUGGAUGGGAAGAACCAUCACCCACCGAUCACAGACGCAAUUUAUUAAAUUAUGAUGAUGGUACAUCUUUAUGGGGAAAUACUCAAACUAGGCCAAAUGUGCCUGGCGGUAAGACAAUUAAACCUAUUAAGUUUUUAGUUUAAUCUGUCUAUAGAAUUUCUAAGUUAAAAAUUUGUAGUAUAGUAAAUAGUUUUAUAUAUAUGUUAGAAGUGUAAAAAAAAAAGGUUUGAAGAUUUAUUUGUAUAACAUAUUGAUAACUAUUCAGAUAAAAAAAAAAAACUUAUACAUUUGUUAAGCAAGACUUCAAACAUAUUUUUCUACAAAUAAAGAAAAUAUUGUAUUAGUUGAAAUAAUAAUAAUAAUAUUUAUUUAUUUUAAACAUAUAUACUUGAUUGUAUUGAAUGUUUAAGAGUAAAAAAUAAAUAGAAAAUAUUCUUUGCUGUAAUGUAAAUAGGCACAAGGUGAAGAAGUAGUUUUAUGGAGUACUUAUCUAAAUGUAUUGUUAAAAUAUAUAAUUGUAAUAUUUUUUUCCUAAUUUAUUGUUUUUUUUUUGUUAAUGAUAGUAUAUUAAAAUGACCUCAAAGUAAUGAUUUAUUUAUUUUUAGGUGGUUUAUUGGGCACUCAACACAAUAUGAAUAAGCAUUGGGGUAAAGCAGAUAUGGCUGCUGCAGUUGCAGCAGCAGCAGCUGGUAGAAAUAAUAGUGGUUCUAGUAACAUGGGUAAUCAAUGUCCCCCAGGUGUUCCGCCUAAUAGGGCAGGUAUGCCACCUACUAAUAAAAUGGCUGAUCAACAAUUAUGGCCUGGAAAUCCAAGGUAAUUUUUUAAAAAUCAUUAUUUUAGCAUAUUUGUUCUUGGAAUUUAUAAAAUGUCACUUUCUAGAAAUGGAACAUGGGGUGAUGUCGGUGGAGGAAGCCAGCAUGAUUUGAAUAUUGCUGGUCCAUGGGGUGAUGAUAAAAUGGGAUUGAGUGGCAAUGCAGGAGGUCCUUGGCCGAAUUCUGAAUGGGGACCGGGUCCCAAGUCUAAGAAUUCUUGGGGCGACUGUAGUAACAAUGAGAUGGAUCCAAGUUCUUGGGGACAGAAAAAUAUUGUAUGUUAAUCAAUUCUUGAUAUAUGUAAAUUUCAGUUUAUAAUCAAUUCUUUAUUUCAUAUAGGGACAAAAGAAUCAAAAUAAAGAGUAUAUUUGGCAAAGUAAAUCUUACCGAAUUCUUGCUGAAAUGGGAGUCAAGGUAUAUUUGAUAUUUUUAUCUAAUGCAUGAUAUUGUUAAUAAAUAAAUUAAAAUAUUACAGAAAGAAGAUGUAGAAGCAGUUACACGUUCUUAUAAUAUUAGUAUGGAAGAAGCAUUAGAGUAUUUAAUGUCUACUAGAGGUCCUAGUGGAGGUGGUUUAGAUUCAUGGAAUUCUCACGGAGGCCGUGGUCAGCAUCCUGAGGAUCAAAAUCCAUUUGAUCGAUCUAACAUCAAUCAACAACGAUUUAAUUCACAACAAUUACCCUUUGCUGUGCCAUCUGUAAGUGUUUAAAUCAUUCAUAAAUACUUUUUGAUAAUAUUUAUUCAAUGUGUUAUGUGUUUGAUAAUUAAAGAUUGGAAACAAUUCUAACCAACAACAAGUUAUGCUACAGAAAUUAUUAGCUCAACAGCCACCCACCCAACAAAAUUCAAUGCAACAACAAUAUUCUCAAGUAUACAAUUUUUAUAUAUCACAAAGAAAAUUAUAUAAACACUAUUCAUUUUAUUAUUAUUAUAGGGCGGUGGUUCUAGACAAAUACAAAAUCAACCAACUGCACAACAAUUGCGAAUGCUAGUGCAACAAAUUCAAAUGGCUGUACAAGCUGGAUAUCUAAAUCAUCAAAUAUUAAAUCAGCCAUUAGCACCUCAAACAUUAAUAAUGCUUAAUCAGUUAUUGCAGCAGAUCAAAAUUUUACAACAAAAUGUUCAAAUACAAGCAGCCGUUGCUAACAAUCCCAAAUCUGGUCCUGCCAUGGUAACAGCUGCAAUAGCUAUUAAUAAAGCCCGACAACAAAUUGCAUCACUUCAAGUAAAAUAUACUUGUUACAAUUACUUAUUAUUGUAUAACUAACAUUUAUUAAAAAUUAUCUAUUUUAUAGAAUCAAAUUGCUAACAAUCAAGCCAUGCAUAUGAAAGCACAAGCACAUCAGAAUCAAUCCAAUUUUUCUGGAUUAUCAGGCCUAAUGGGUGGGCAAGUGGGUGAUUUUUUUAAAAAUGAUCCAUUAACACUUUUACAGUCAGGUUUUUCUGAUUUGGCAAUGAAUAAAGAUCCUCAAAUAGUAAGAUUAUAUAUACCUAUUAUAAUGUUAUAAAUUCAUAAUUUCUGUUUUUAAUCUUAAAUCGUUUGACUAUUAAAACAUUUAAUUUAAAAAUACUAUCUUUGUAUUUCUAGAGUGGGCAAGCAUUUCAAACAAGUCAACAAUCACGUUUAAAUCAGUGGAAAUUACCUAAUAAAGAUGAUUUAGGAAUAGGUAAUAAUGAAUUUAGCCGAGCACCAGGAGCAAAUUCAAAAUCAACUGGCAAUACGUCUCCUUCAUUUAACUCAUUACUCAGUCAAGGAGAUGGGUAAAUUUUAUGAUUUUAUAUCUUUGAAAGUUAAUAUGUAUUAAUGCCCAUGUAUUUUUGUCAUAUAGUUAAAUUAAUAAUCAUUUUUAAUUUUAUUUAAUCAAUUCAUUUUAAUUUGAUGUGUAAUAAUAAUUACAUAUUCUUUAUUUUUUUUUCGUAACUUACAAAAUUAAUUUUAGUACUUGGACUAAUGUUGGUGCUCAUUCUGAUAGUGGAUGGCCAGACAAUGAAGACAAUAAAGAAGGUUGGCCUAAUGGAUCAAAUUCGCAAUCCAAUUCUGCAUCAUCUGCAUUUGCUACUGAUCUUGUGCCAGAAUUUGAACCGGGAAAACCAUGGAAGGUAAAUAUUAUAUUUUCAGUUUUCCUGAAUUAUGAUUUUAACUAUAAUUUAAUAUUUUAUGAAUAAUAUCUUAAGAAAAUUAUAAUUCUAUAAUAUUUAUUGGUAAUAGAUACUGUGGUGAACUGUGAAAUUUGCAAUAUGAAAACACUAUUUACUCUAACUAAUGAAUCGUAAUAUAUUUAAUAAUCUUUUAAAUUUAAAAUGUGGGUUAAUUUUAAUUUGUGUUUAAAUUGUGUUUAAUUGGUAAGAAAUCAAGUUCUUAUGUUUUAAAUCAAAUAUCAAUUGUUUUUUACAAAUAUUUUAUAGGGUAAUCAAAUUAAGAAUAUUGAAGAUGAUCCUACUAUUACACCAGGGUCAGUAGUUCGCAGUCCUCUAUCAUUAGCUGCUACUAUAAAAGACUCAAAUAAUUCAGACUUGUUUAAUAGUGGUGGGAAGACAUCUCCAACCAAUUCUCAAUCAGCUGAUAUGCCACUAACACCCUUAUCGCUGUCAUCUUCAACAUGGAGUUUCAAUCCACCCCCGUCAUCAACCCAAUCGUCUUUUUCUAGGUUAGUAAACAUUAAUCUUGUUAUUUAUUCAAUUACUUGUACAUUUGUGCUAAUAAAUUGUGUUUUUACAGUCCUUUGGGUAAAGUGAGUGGACCAAAACAUAAUUGGGCAGAGAGUAACCCUGGAAAUGAUCUUUGGGGAGGAGUAUUAGGAUCUAGUGGUAAGUCCCGUGGACCACCACCAGGUCUGACUGGAGGUUCCAACAAAACUGGAAAUACACCUAAUAAUGGCUGGCCUCGAUGGCCUUCCAAUAAUACAUCGUCAUGGCAAUCUUCAUCCAACAAUUUAACUAGUACAUGGCUCUUACUAAGGAACUUAACACAACAAGUAAUAAUUUAGAUCACAAUAAAUAAUUAUUAAAUUUUCAGAACAUAAAUUUUAAUAAUUUCACUUAUUGUACUAUAAUAUACAUGAUGAUCAGUCUUUCGCAAGACACUUAUUAUCUAUCCCUGAAAGUAUUGAAUUUUUUUUUAAAUUUACUUUAUAGAACCUUUAAGAAAAAACAGCUCCACAAUUUUUUGUCAAUCAAUAUUACAAUUUUCACAAAUAGAUAGAAUAUUAGUUUAAAUAAAUUUUGGUGUUGACAUUUUUGUUUUUUUGUCAAUCUAUUGAUGAGAUUUCCACUUUUUAAGUUUAGGUUGAGGAAAUACAGUGGUGGAAUAUCAUCUGUUUUGGUGCUGUGGUGUUUUAAUAAUUCACUUUUGCUCUCGCCCGAUCCAAACUUUAAAGUGGGAUAUCUUGUCAACUAAUUGACCGAAAUUAAAAAUUUUAUUUUAACUAAUAUUCUAUCUAAUUAUGCAAAUUUUAAUAUAAUUAACAAGAAAUAACAUUAAUUUAAAAUUGUUUUACUGUUUGUUUCUAAAAUGUGUUAUAUAAAACAAAUAUCGAAAAAAAAAUUAAUUUUCUCAAGAUAAUGAGUGUUGCGAAAGUUUGAUCAUUCUGUAUUGUCAUAUGAUAUGUACUUAGACAAGGUUUUAUCUUAUAAUAUUUAAUUAUAUUUUAAACUGAAGUAAUUCAGAUUAUUGUGAUAUGAUAAUGUAUACAUUUUGUGUAAUAAUAAAUACAUGCGCAUAUUAAAUUUAUAAUUGUAUGUUACAAUGUAAUUUUUUUAAUAAAAUGGUUAAACAAAUAUUAAUAUUUCGAUAUCUUCAUUCUUGUUAUUAAUUUUGAUAUCUAUUUAACAGAUUGAUGGAUCAACAUUAAAAACUCUUUGCAUUCAACAUGGACCAUUAUUGAAUUUUCAUAUGUACCUAAAUCAUGGAAUAGCGUUGGCGAAAUAUUCAACUAGGGAAGAAGCUAGCAAGGUAAGUGAUUUUUACCUGUUUCUUUCUCUAUAGUAAAUAUUUUAAGUGAUAAUUUACUCAAGCGCGCCCGCAGGAUAAAAUCCUACUUGGGACAAGAUCAAAAUUAAAAGGUUACAUCAGAAUAUUUGGUAGUUAUUUUAAUACACCUCUACAUCACAAAAAAAAAUUAUUUUUGUAGGUUUAUUAUACAAAUUAAUGCUUUUGAAAUGCAUGUUUAUUUAAAUUGCUUUAUGCAUAUUAAUUAUUAAAUACAAAUUGUAUGCUAGUAUUCUUUUUGGGGGAGAUUUAAACAUACAAUUUAUCUCCAACUACCAAAAAUUGUCAUGGGGAAAAAAACCAUUGAACCGUAGUAAUGGGCAGAAAAUCAAAGUACCAUCUGAUGUUUUGGUGAGAAGCUUAAAUUUUUGGAACGGCUUUUUGACAAUGUCUUUAUACAUACAUAAUAGAGCUAAGUCAUUUAAUAUUUAUUAAAAGAUUGAAUUACAAAACCAUUUAUAACCUUUUUAAGGAAGUAAAAAAAAAAAAAAUAAUUACAUUGUAAAAAUGUAUGACUGGUUUUUAAACUAGAUAGUAGAAACUAUUUUUUAAAUUUAAAUCCAAAUUUUAAUUUAAUUAGUUAUUGAAGUUUUAAGACAAUGAAAUUAUAUUUUUUGUUAGAGUUUCUGUUGAAUAAAAUUAAAAUUACCUGAAUGACCUUUCAAGUUUUUGAUAUAUUUGUGUAGAAGGUAGUAAUUUGGUUGCUCUUUAUAAUAUCAAUUAAAUCCAUUAUAUCUGGCACCUCUUUUGGACCCCACAAAUUAAAGGUUAUUAAAGCUUCCUAUACAACAUUAUCCACAAAUUAUCUAUAAAAAGUCUUAAUCUGAAAAAAUGUAAAAUAAUUUUAUCUUUUGAAAACGUUAAAAAAAUGUUUGGAUGCAGAGAAAAUAUAGACAAUAAAGCAUUUUCAUUCUUAAAAUCAUUAUUUUAAAGAUAAUAUAUUAUCUAGUCCAAAAUUGAAAGAAAAUUUGAAAGUCCAAUUGAUUACUACAGAUUAUUUGCAGGUUAAUUUGUUUAAAAAAAACUCUAGGACCAACAAGUUCAAAAACUACAUCAGCAUUAUGUUUUAUGUGUUUCAUUAAAAUAUUAAAAACCUGUUCUCUGUUAAAUCUGUCUGCUGAAAUAAUUUCUGUUAACUUAGUAUAUUUUGUAUUUCAAAUAAAUCAACAUCUACACCUCAAUAUAUAAGUGACUGGUUCCAUAAAUUCUAAAUACUUACCAAUAAUUCUUAAGCAAACUAAAAAUUAUUUAGUAGUUAUCGACUACAAAUAUAUUGUUAUUCAACUGAUGUGUCUUUAUUGCCAUAUAUUUUAAUAUAAUUUAAAAUUUCAAUAAUAUCAAUAUAAUUUUCAUAUAAUCUUGUUAAACUUAAUUUUGUUAAACUUGAAGUAACUGAACUUUUAAGAGAACUUCUUUAAACAAAUUGGUUCUUUGAUAAUUGCAAUUGUGUUCUAAAUUUCUUUAAUAGAAUUUAACUUAUUUAGAAUUUAAUUUAAUUUGUGACUUAAACAUUGUACAUAUAUUGCUCUAAUACAUUUAUCUUGAAUUAGUUUUUGUACCCAAUUUAUAUUGGCACUAUCAUAACCUUGAUUAAUUAAUUAAAAUUUAAUCUCUAAUUGAGUAAGGAAUUGAUAAUUACAUUUGAUAUACUUUCUGCAUCUAAUUUAUUAAGUGCUUAUUAAUCUCAUUUUCAAUAAAAAUAUAUUGAUAUUUGUUCUAUUUGACAUAUAUUCAUUGUUUCAUCGGCAAGAAUAGAAUCACGUACAAUUUUUUAAAUUUUUUCCUAAAUUUGAAAUAACAAUCUAAACAAUAUUAAUAAAAUCAUUUUGAAUACCAUGUCAUAAGUAUGUCAUAAGUUGCAUUCUUUUUGGCAAUUUUAAAAUGAUCCUUUAAAAUAUCAUCACACACUGUAAACUUCAACAAAUCACUAAACAAUGCAGAAUUAUUGGAAUUACCAUAUGUCCUAAGAAAAAAUAUUGAUCAAACCAUUGACUUCAGUUUUAGCUUAUUAGUCUGUCAUUAAUUUAACAAUUUAAUUAAGUUUCUAGGUUUUUUUUUUUUAUGCAGCAUGCAGUAAUAUUAACUAAUAAAUAAGUUGAUAACAUAAUUCAGUAUUAUUUUAACACUGAACAACAACUUCACAAGUAAUUUGUUCUUACGCCUCUUCAGAACUCUUAUAUUGUUAAAUUUGUCAUCAUUUGAAAUUCCGGUUAUUUUUACAUUUAUACUUUGAACUUUUUGGGCCAAAACAAAUUCCGCAGAGGGGAGGGGGAUCCCUCAAUGCAACCCAUGCCACAGUUAACGUGUUAAAUAGUGGUGGAUAAAUUACAAUCAUUGUUAUUUUUGUUAUUGCGUAACUGUUAAUAAUUGUUUAACAUAAUGGAUAAAUUUAAAAAAAAUUCUGUAUGAGAAAUAUUUUUGAACAAUAUAGUAUGUCAUACAUUUAAUAUUAAAUUAGAUACAAUAAUACAAAUUUUAAUGGAGGUCAAUGCCUAUUUGGACCGCCCUAAGGGCGCGCUUGUUGAAUUUACUGAUAGCUUAUAGAAUAUUUUGACUAUGUUCUACAUAAUAAUUUGUUUUUCAUAUAGUCCAAGGUAUGUGUAAACAUUUUGAUUUACUUAACUUUAAAUGUUUCGAGUCAUUUGACAUUUUUGGUAUCUUAUCUGGUUCCACACUAUGAUAGUGGUACCCUGCUAGUUAUGAUAAUUAUUACCAUAAACUCGUAAACGGGGCAAUUGUAACUAUUGUUGAACCAACAGUAAACUUGUUUUCACAAUAUUGUACAACAUGUUUUAUUAAAUAAUAUUAAUAAAUUAUAAAUUUUCCGUGUUAUUCUGAAUAUAGAAUUUGGUUAAUAUAUUAUUUAUUACAAAAAUAUUAUAAUUCAAGAUAAAAAUAACACACAAAUAUGUAUAUUUUAGUGAUAACUUACUGGCAAAAUAUGAAUACAAACAUUUUUGGGGGUACCUGCUUUUUUUAAUAGGCUCAAGGAGCAUUGAACAAUUGUGUGCUCAGCAAUACAACAAUAUUUGCUGAAUCACCGACAGAUGCUGAAGUACAAAUGCUACUUACACAUCUAAGUGGUGGUGGUGGAGGCAGUGCAAGUGGCAAUAAUUCUUCACAACAACAAUCCAACUGGAAUAAUGGUCGUAAUGGAAAUGGCAACUCUCAGGGACAACAGGGUUCAGAUACUUGGGCCAACAGUCAAUUAUGGGGUGGCAACAACUCUGGACCUCCUAGUAAUACAUCUUCUCUAUGGGGGGGUGGAGCUGACCAAAUUGAUCCACAUCGCACCACACCAUCAUCUUUAAAUUCUUUUAUGCCUGGCGAUCUUUUAGGUAGUGAAACGAUGUAAAAGAGAAAUAGAUAGAUAGAUAUAUAUACAUAUUAAUAUAUUUAUACACACAAUCCUGACUUAUAACAGAGUCCAAAUAUAAUGACAUUUUUAUUAUAAGGUUUUAGAACACCAUGAACACUUAAUCGACUUAUUUAUUAAGCUUAAAACAAAUCGAGCCAAGUUUAUUUAUUAGAUAUUAUAAUAUUUUAUUCUGCUUGCCAUUCGACUCUGGGUAAUCGUUAUGGCAGCACACCUAUAACUUUUUUUAAGACUUAAAUGUUUUUAUUUUAUUAAUUUAUAACGUGAGUUCUUCUUUUUAUUUUUAAUUGUAUACUACCAAAGUAAAUAAGGAUUAUAAAUUAAUUUUAAUAUUUAGUAGUAUUGUGACUUUAGACAUUAAGACGGUUACGGGGUGUUUUUAAUUUAUGAAUGAGAUUUUUAGUGUGUAAUUUUAUCAUGUUCACCAGCUACAAUAUUAUGUAUGAAUUUCUUCCUAUGUUUUUUUUUUUUUUUUAAAUUAUUUAAAAAGGAAUUAAAAAUUAUUAUUAUAAAUCGUUUUAGGAAUAGUGUUAAACUUAUAGGUCUAAAACUAUUAUAAAUAUAUUUUAUAUAUAUAUAUAUAUAUAUAAUAUAUAUAUAUUUAUAUAUGUAUUUGAAGUAAAAGACAAAAUGAAAAAAAAAGCAAAAAGAUUAUUGUCCAUGUUGUUAUUAUUGUUGUGUUUUAAAUUAGAAGGUUAAGUACAAAAAUAUCUUCCCUAUAAAGAAGAAAAAGACAAAAUAAAAAAAAAAAAAAAAAAAAAAAAAAAAUGAAUGUAUAUGCGCAUGUGUUUGUAUAUGGACCUUCAUGUAUUUGAAUAGAUUGUUACUAGUACAAAAACAGUAUUUUGUGUUAAAGACUUAAGCGAUGACCAACCAUAAAAUUGUUGCCUAAUUUUUUUUAGAUUUUAAUUUCUUAGAUUAUAUAAUGUUAGGAAAUUAUACAAUUUUACCUUUUAGCAUUUAAUCAAUUUUUGGGCAUAUCUAUAAUUAAUUUUACAAAUUUUAAAGUAUAAUAAUGGAGUGAAAGUGAGAAUCAAUAUUUGAUAAACAUUUUAAACAUUAUUCACUUACAAAUCAUUUUAAAUCAAAUUUGGGGGAAAUAGCUUCUUUUUUUUUUUUGACUGCUUAAAUAUAAAUUAAGACUGAUUAUUUUAAAAAAUAUUCAUAUACACAUACACACACACAUACGCAUACAAAAUGUUGAAAUACAUUUUCAGUUAUCAUUUGUAAUUUUUGUUUUUGUUUUAGCAAUGUGUUUAAGUCAGUUUAUUCUAAAUUCAAAUUAUUAAGACUUGAAAUAUAAUUUAUUGGAAGACAAAAAAAAAAUUAUUAAAGUAUAUAUAUAUUUAUGUUAUAAAUAUAAUAUUCCAAUAAUGUUUUUUUCAUGCACAAUAACAUGAUCUCUAAAUACAAUCAAUUUUGUUGCAAUACAAUAUAAAAUUUGUUAAAUUGUUCACUUAGCAAUAUUUUUAAAAAUAAUAAAUGAUUUGAGAUAUUUUAUGUUGCAGAACAAAAAUAAAAAAAAAAAAAAAAAUGUCAAUUAGUUCUUUACAAAAUUUCCUCCUCAUACCUUUUGGAAAAUCACCAUUUAAAUUUAGUUUAGCCGUAGAUCUCAAUAUCUGUUGGUUUAUUAUUAAAUAGUUUUUUUUUUUUUAAGUAUUAUAAAGUAUUGUGGGGUAAACGUCUUUUUGGAGAAGUGACUUCCCAAAAGUACCAUUUUUAAAACAUGUAUGUUGAUAAUUUUAAGACGAUCUAAAACCAAUACGCUUCAUGUGAUAAAUAAAAUUGUUAAAAAAAUGCUUAUCCUUAUACUGUGAUCUAUAAAUAUGAAUUUUUUUUAAUUAUUAUUUUUAUUAUUAUUAUUAUUAUUAUUAUUAUUAUUAUUAUUAUGGUUAUUAUUAUAAUUAUUAUUAUACAAUAUAAAUUAAUUUUCUUUCCGACUGACGAAUUUCAUCACCAGUUAAAAAAUUUUUGUUCUGUACUUCCAUAUUUUUUUUUUUCAAACGUGCCAUUUAACUACAAAUAAAUUAUUUUUACUUAAUUUUAUUGUCUAUAAUGUCUAAUAAGAUAACAUUUCUAAAAAUUGUUACUACAAUUUUUUUGAUCUCCUAUUUAGUGUUCUUUUCUCUUACACCUUUCUGUAAUCUUAUUUUGUGGCACAUCAAUAAUAAUAUAUACAUAUUACAUAUACAUUAUUGGUUCAUUUUCAACAAUAAAACCAAAAAAAAAAAAAAAAAACAAAAUCGGACAGUGAUACUUUCCCAAUUAUUAUUAAAUUUAAGAUUGAUUGUGUUCAGAAGGCAAGUAGAUGUGUCUUCCAUAGGUAUAAAUUUACUUUUAAUUAAAAUUAUAUGAGUACAUUUAAUGUUUUUAUUUUUUGUGGGGGGGAGGGGUGGUGUGAUGCACUCCGCACUAGAAUUAAGUUUUAGAUAAUUUUUAAACACACAAAUAUAUCCGUAGAUAAAUUAUCUUUGCCAAGUAAAACCAAAAAGUAAUAUUAACCUAUUCAUGUUUAUUUUGUUAUUAUUAUUUUUAUUAUUUUUAUUUGAUAUUAUUAUUAUUAUUAUUAUUAUUAUUAUUAUUAUUAUUAUUAUAUUAUAAAUUGAUGAUUAAUUAUAUAUAAGUAUAUACAUAUUAUAUACAUAUAUAUAUUUUUUUUUAAUAAUAAAACUUUAAACUACCUUAAUAACCUAAAUAAAUAAUUAAAAAAAAAAAAAAUGUAAAAAAAUUAAUGUGUGGUUAAUUUUUAGUCAAUAGUUUUUAAGCUAACAAUAUUUUUAAUGUAAUAAUAUUUGUCACAAAUGUUAACUAAAUAUGAAUCGUCCUUCUAUUUUAUAGACUAUUAUAAUUUAUAAUAUAUUCAAAGUUAUUUUACAUAUUGGAAUCUUUUUCUAAGAUUAUAUAAUAUAAGUUAAGGCGUGUAUGAGAUUCGGGAGUUGUGUCAGGGGUAUGUAGUUUAUAUACAAAAAAAAAUAUAUAUAUAUAUAUAUGUGUAUGUAUAUAUUUAUGUGUUUGUUAUUUUGUAUAAUAAUUGUGUGCUUUGCCUCAGACACAUUGUGAUUUUGUAUUACCACAAAAAGUCAUAAUCAAAUAAUUAUUUAUGCAUUAAAUUAAUUUAUAUAUAUAUAUAUGUAUAUUGAUAUUUCACUGCUCACUUAUAUGUGAUACUGAAAAAAAAAUUUUAAAAAUCAUUCACACUUAAAGAAUUACACUCUUGGCAUUUUUUGUCUGAACUAUUAAGCAAUAACCACUUUAUUUAAGUUGUAUGUGUGUACCUAUAUGGCCUUUGUGUAACAAAUAUUAUGAAAUUAGAAGAAUGAAUCGUCAUGACUUAUAUUGUGUCCCCUAUUCAUCCAUAAAUCCAGUCAUUUAAUAAGUUUCCAUAAACAGACAAAACCGUUAAUACUCAUUACUGAACAUUGUACCUAAUGCACACUGAAGUGUCGGUCCCUUGUGUGAUUCUAACUUGGACAUUCGUUUUGGUCAUAUAAUACAUAUAUUUGGGUAAUAUAUUUCCUACUGAAUUAGUCUGAUCCGUAAUCAUUCGCAUACUCUUAGCCAUUCAUGAGUGCAUUCCUAAACAUUAUAGUCCUUUGUAAGCAAUACUCAUUUUGUCCAUUGGUUUUCUUUAGUUAUUAUUAUAUAUAUAUAUAUAUAUAUAUAUAUAUUUUAAAUAAUAUCAUAUGUUUUCGUAUCUGUGUGUAUAUGUAUUCAUAUAUAUUAUGGUGUUAUUGAUUAUUCUUUAGUUUAUUUACAAAGUUCCUCGUGGGUAAUUACCUCAGUAGAAUUUAAAAAUUCUCAUUAAAACAUUUUAACUCGAUUCAACUAACCACGUGUUUGUAUAAUAUGUGCAUAAAGUUGUAUUUUUGAAUACUAUGCACAUUAAAUUUCGAAAAAAUAAGCACGUUUCAUAAUCAAAAAAAAAAAAAUGUAAAAUGUAAAAUUUAAAGAGAAAUAAUAGUAAAAAGGGGGUCAAUUGUAUUUCUUAUUUUAAGUUUUACUCCUAUUGGCGUUAAAUUUUUCUUACCUUAAAUAAUAUUAUAUUCAUCAUUUACCUAUUUGUUAUGUCGAAUUCAUAUCGAAACACAGAUUUGUGAUUAAAAAGUGCCACGAUGUUCAAUUAGUUAAAUAAUAUAAAGAAUAAUACUGAUUAUAAUGAUUUUUAAAAACGAGUGUAAUAUUUAUGAAAGUUAUUUUUAAGUAAAGCGUUAUUUUAUUUUUAAUGUGUAAUCCUUAACAUCACAGAGCCUAUUGAUAGAUAAUGAUGUUUUUUUUUUGAGACUGAUAUUGAAUAUUGAGAAGUGUUUCAUGCACGUGCAAUUAGAUAUGUUUGAGUGUCUUUAGGCUCUAUAAGGAGGAGUAUUGUGCGGAUUUUUAUUUUUAAUUCAUAGACAAAUAAUAUUAUGUAAACGAUUUAGGGUUUGUAUGCAUGUGGUGUUCGUUCUCUAAGUCGUUAAGUGUGUUUUUCCAAUAAUUAUAAAUAUUCUAUAUGUAUAAAUAUGAUUUAGGAAUAUUAGUCUUUGUUGCGUAAUUUUGAGCUUGAUUUUUUCUCUUUAUUUUAGAAGACCGAGGGGGCGCGGGGUAUUAGUAUUUUUGAAUAAUAUUUCAUACUAUAGCUGUAUUUGUAACUAAUGUGAUUAAUGUCAACAAUAAAAAAUGUAAAUGUUAAGUGUAGCAUAUUGUUUAUUUUUGUUGUUAUUAUUAUUAAAACUUUUUUCUUGAGGGGAAUUGGUGAAUUAAGUUAAAAUUUUUUCUUCUGUAAUGCACAGCGUAAUAUUAUGUUAUAGUCGGGUGUGUUCAUGUGUUCAACUAAAUAUUUAUUAUGUAAUAAUAUUGUACUCUUUGAACAAUACACUUUUAACCACUGCCCCUUCACUGGUUACCCGGUAUAUCUGCUUAUAUUUUAGCACUAUAGUGUGUACUUAUAUUCAUGUUUAAAUAUUUUGUUGAAAUAUAUAAAAUAUGUUACCAAAUUAAAAUUAAACGUUUAAAAAAAAAAAUUAACCAUGUGAUUUCUUCUUUACCAGAGUAUCUAUUACUAUUAUAAUAUAACUCAGUUUUCGUUAAUGUUUCACAAUGACAUCGCGAUUAUUUCCUAUUAAAACUAGUUCUUCUAUCUUAUUAUAAUGUUGUAAUGUAAUGUAGUAAGAAUUUGUAUAGCGAAUGUACAAAAUAAAGUCUGUGAAAUGAUAAUUAAUCCCGAUACUAAGUUCUCAUGAACCAGCAGUCAUUACUAGAAAACAAAAGACUAAACAGAUUAAGUAUUGAAAUAAAUAUUCGUUUACUAAAAAAAAAAAUUAAAUACAUUUUUAUUUACAUAAUAUACAUACUUAUAUAUAUAUAUAUAUAUAAUUAUUAUUAUAUACUAUGUAUAAAUAUAAUAUGCUAGUACACUGUUGAUAUUUUAAACUAGUCCAGUUCAUCAUUUACUGUUACCAACAGACAAUCAUAGGGUUUGUUGAGAAGAGUUUUGACAAUAAAAUGAUAGUUAUGAUAAUAAUAAUAAUAAUAAUAAUUAUAAUAAAAUUAAUUAUAAUAACAAUAAUAAUGAAUUCUACAGACCUUUUUAUUAUUGACCAAAAAAUACAAAUAUUUAGGGGUUUAUAACAUAUCUGUUAUUAUAAAUUCGACAAAACUCCUAUUCAGUGUCUAUAAAUCUGUUGGUAACCAUAUUGUAAUAAUAUUUGUCCUUUAUGUGAUUAUGUCAGUUAGACUGAAAAAAAUUUGUUUUUAUUUUUUUGUUGGAUUUUGUGUAAAACGAUAGGUAUUAUUAUAUAGUAGUAUGUGUGCACGCGUGGUGCGGUUAUACAAUUUAUUAAUAGAAAUUUGUGCAAAGAAAAAAUAAAUUAUUAUUUUCCAAUUAAAACAUCUCAUAUCUUGUAAUAAUAUUUUUAAUAUAUAAAUGUAUAUUAUAUUAAAUGAUAACUAUUUGUCGGGACGUUUCUUAUAUAAAUAGCACGUUUUUUAUGUGCAGAGAUAACUUUUAAGUUUUCGUCUUGUUUUUGCUCAAAAGUAAUAGUCUCUGCGCACCAUGAUUUCCAUAUUUUAGUGAUUUUUGCAAGUCUGUUAUUUAUUCAAUUAUUUUUCUGCGAAUACGAUUAACCAAAACAAAAAAAAAAUAAAAUUAUAUAUAUAUAUAUAUAUAAAUAAAAUAAUGAUAAAACAGGGUUAAAAUGUUAUACUAUUUUCUUUCCUUUUUUUUUUUUAAAAAAUUUUCUUCUUGCUUUAUUAUUUGCUGUAUUAUUAUUGAAUUAUUUUUCUCGAGUACAUACUAUUAUUUAUGUUGGCAAACGACGAAAAAGAAUCACCACCUGGCCUUAAAAAUAUCAUCUUGUUUACAUAUUAUAAUAUACUUUAUAUGAAGUAGCUCAAUUUGUGUAAUAAAGGUACAUAUUAUAUUUCUUUUGACACCAAAUGUGAAAAAAAAAUUGUGAUAUCAAUAAUAUACAAAAAUAAUGUAUCGUUUGUCGUGUGUGUGUUCUAUAUGUUUUGUUUUGUCCUAUAUAUAACAUUUUCAAGUUAUUGUGAUACAAUAAAAUUGUCGUUCGUAAGAACCAGGACACUCCUGCCCACUGUGCACGGGUUUGUCGCGUAUGAAUAUUGAGGUGCUAAAUAUUAGCAAAAAAUAAAAAUGCAGCAUUUGGCCCUGUCUUACUUUUAUUACAUGUAAGUUGUGUAGGAUAGGUUAGAAUGUUAACCUAGUGUAAUCUAACCUGAUCUCUUCGGAUUUUGUUGAACUUCGACCAUUUUAAACAUGUGCCUUAAAAAUGAUAUACAUAUUAUUUUAUUAUAAUAUUUGUAUCAUGUUGUCAUCAUCUGGAAUUCUGGAAUUGUAUGUAAUGUGUAUUGACAAAAAAAAAAAAAAAAACCAAAAAAGAUUGUUUGUUUUUUUUAUGGGCGUGUUUUGGUGUUUUUAUUGUUGCCCUCUCUGGUUUUGCCAACUUCAAAAAAAAAAAAAUUAUCAAAUAGUUUAUAGUAGUUAUUAUAUUUUUAUUUUUCAUGUGUGCUGCUAGUUUUAUAACGUAUAACUUAGUAACUCUUAUAUUUCUAGUCAUGCCUGGUAAACAUAACAUUAUUACAAUAUAUAUAUAAUAUUAUUAUUCUGGAUAAAACGUCAUAUUACUUGAACUAUUAAGGUUUUUUUUCGUUUAGAAAUUAAUGUAUUAUAGAAUAUUGUAACGAGCAUAUUAUAUUGUAUUAUGAUUAUUAGACAUAAUAUAGUAUAUCAAAAAUGGUCAAAGAACAUAUUAUUACUUAGAAAUUAAUAAUGAAAGUGUUAUAUAUUUAUAUAUAUAUAUAUAUAUAUAUAUAAAUAAAUAAAAAAAAAUUGUAUUUUAUUAUAAUAUGGUGAUGGAAACUUACUGACCAUUAAAUUUUUGUUUUAGUAUUAUUUCUGUUUCAGAAAUAAAAAAAUUGUCUCUCAUAGUAUAUAACUUGGACAUUUUAUUAUAUUAUUAAAAAAAUAAAAAUAAAAUAAUGAGUAUUUGAGACUUAAAAGAUAAUAAAAUCUCAAUGUUCACUGCUGAUAUGAAUUUGCCUUAUAUCGUGUUUAAUUUUUUUUUUUCUUUAAGAGAAAAUACAUAUUUAAUGGCAUUUUAAUCCAUUUUUUUCAUAAACAACUAAGUGGCCUUUUAGCGGUAUUUUUGUUUUAUUUUUUGUUAAGACAAACAUAUAUAUAUAUAUAUAUAUAUAUAUAUAUAUAUAUAUAUAUAUAUGUAUAUAUACUUAAUAUUAAUAUUUGUGAUGUAUAACAUAUAAUUACAAUAUUAUAAAUUUAAAUAAAAUAUGUAUUACCAUAUUGUAAUCGAGUGAUAAUAAUUACAAUUUUUUUUAACCAACUAAUAAUUGUUUGUACCUGGCUGUUAAAAAGAUAUUCUGAUCGAAUUUUAACUUCAAAACAUCCUUUAUCGGGCGCUCGUUGCCAAAUAAGUAACGACAAUGUACACAUUCGUAUUUUUCUUUCUAUGUUACAUAUUGUGGUUCCAAAUAUUAACUAUGCAAUUAUUAUGUAACAGUUUUGAAUAAUAUCUACCUUUUUUAGCUAAGACCAAAAUUAGGAUUGAAGUAUAAUAUAAUAUUAAUAAUAAUACAUUUUACAUAUAAAGGUAUAAUAACAAUUAUAUAUUAUAUAUUACAACUUAAUUAUUAUUAUUAACUUUUAAGGAUCUAUGUAUGUAAUGAUUAUGAUGUAUUUAAUAUAUACUUAUAUUAUUAUUGAGAAGAAAAAUUUAAUUUUUAGUAGCUGUUGUAAGUGCAAUAUAGGUAUAUUGCUUUCUCUCUUGGUUAUAAUAAAAGUAAUAUUUAUCUUAGUGAAUAUUAUUAAUUAACCCAUUUUGAUUGUUUUGUAAUUAUUCGUAAUUCAAUAAAGGUUGUAAUUAAUAAUUUUUGUUGUACCUUUUUUUUUUUUCAAAAAAUAGUGUACAGCCAGCUUCUUGUCAUCCAACCAUGCCUUCCAAUCCUUUCAAAAUAGACACAUACAUACUAAAU
Molecule: messenger RNA, 34928 nt
Organism: Cinara cedri
Lineage: Eukaryota; Metazoa; Arthropoda; Insecta; Hemiptera; Aphididae
Source: the annotation of a GenBank genome assembly